AUGAGUAAUGAUAGUGUUUCACUCUCUAUACGUAUGGCGAUCCCGUGGAUUUUGUGGGGAAUAUGGAAGCACCGCAAUAAAGUUUUAUAUGCUGGGAAACAAUGUGAUUUGAAUGCAUUGGUAGUUCAUGCAAUAGAAGAAGCGGAACUGUGGAAUAAGUUAAAGGAGACACAACCGCAGCCUCCUCUUGGUAUUGGUUUGAAUGCUCGCCGUGAGACCAGAUGGGUUAAACCUCCCAUUUACUUUCUUAAGUGUAAUCUUCAUGUCUCUUGGUUAAAUGAGUCUCAUAUGUGUGGUGGAGCUUGGAUGGUAAGGAAUCACCAAGGAGAUGCAGUUUUCCAUGCGCGAGAAAUGUUUCUACCCGCUUCAAAUCGUAUCGCUGCGGAAUUAAGAGGGAUUCUUUGGGUUCUACAUAGUCUUUCUGACUUGCAUUUGGAUAACAUUGAGAUAUGGUCUGAUUGUCAUGCUGCUAUUGAUGCCAUUAUUGACCCAUCAAAUUGGCCAAGGUAUCACUCCUUCCUUGACAAGAUACAUCGGCUAAUAUCAAGCUUUGGUAAAAUUGUGUUUAAGGUGUCUUCUACAAAAGUUAAUACGAUCGCAAGAGCUAUUGCUGCAAGUGUCACAAGUGAUGGACGGGGCCAAUCUUAUUUAGCUAGUGGCGAUCCGUUUUGGCUAUUUUUACGUAUUGAAGAGGAGAAGAGGAGAUGA
Messenger RNA from Arabidopsis lyrata subsp. lyrata, 708 nucleotides. RefSeq lists its product as uncharacterized. NCBI's taxonomy places the organism in Eukaryota, Viridiplantae, Streptophyta, Magnoliopsida, Brassicales, Brassicaceae. The coding region runs from base 1 to 708 and encodes 235 amino acids. The transcript has a single exon. The record is from RefSeq and is a predicted model, not a curated record. Gene Ontology annotation, molecular function: nucleic acid binding; RNA-DNA hybrid ribonuclease activity.